Molecule: messenger RNA, 2412 nt
Organism: Mercenaria mercenaria
Lineage: Eukaryota; Metazoa; Mollusca; Bivalvia; Venerida; Veneridae
Exons: 3
Coding region: 105-1619 (504 amino acids)
Source: RefSeq, a predicted model, not a curated record
GUCACAACAUCCGGGUACUUUUUACACCGCCGCCAUUUUGUUUGGCAAAAUACCACUUACGCUUGACCUAUUUCGGGUGACAAAUAAUCUAUUUUUAGUCAAAUAUGGUUGUGUCUUGUUGGGUCAAAGGUUGCAGCAAUCGAGCAGACAAUUCAGUGAGGCGAGGUUUCUAUUCAUUUCCUGCUGUCAGAGAGAACGAAGGCGAGUUUACGAAGAAAUUAUGUGAAGAUCGACGCCGACAGUGGCUGGCAAAUGUAAACAGGAAGGAUACGCCGUCAAAAUACUCAAAAAUAUGCUCUGACCAUUUUGUACACGGCAAACCGUCAACUAUGUAUGACAGAUCGAAUCCUGAUUGGGCUCCAACACUUCUUCUUGGAGAAAAUCUCUCACCAAGAAAAUCCAUGAAGAAAGAAAAAAAGAUAGAAACAGAUAAGAAAAGGUUUGACAGAGCUCAGGAGAGACAGAAAAUAAGAGAGAAACACCAUGCUGCCAGAGCACUGCUGGAUCUGUAUGAGGAAGUUCCGGUACCCGAGUUCACCGCAACACCACUUGUUGAGAAUACAAAAACCUGUUCUUUUGUGUACAGUGGACAAACAGAAAAACUUGAACAAAGACCAGUUCCUAUAAAUCCAGUAACAAAAAGUCAGGUGGAUAGUGAUAUUCAGCGACUCUUAACAGAAAAUAUGUUGCUGAAGUCUCAGAUUAGUGGUUUAAUGUUAAACCAGGAUUCGUUCAAGGGAAAUGACGAUAAAGUCAAAUACUACACAGGACUGCCAGACUAUUUGACAUUGUUGACUAUUUUCAAUUUUGUAAGAGAAUUCCUUCCUAAACAGAGACUGUCAGAUCUUGGUGCUUUUGAACGCGUUGUGAUGACUUUAAUGAGACUUAAGUUAAACUUGUCUGUGCAAGAUCUAGCCUAUAGGUAUCAGACAUCAACUUCCACAGUUUCAAGGAUUUUCAUUACUGUUGUUCAUGUGAUGUAUGUUAGACUUAAACAUUUGAUUUACUGGCCACAGCGCGAUGAGUUGCGACGGACUAUGCCGUUAGAAUUCAGACAGCAGUUCGCGCAGAAGACUGCAGUGGUUAUAGAUUGUUUCGAAGUUUUUAUUCAGAGACCCAAGAACCUUCUUGCCCGAGCACAAACAUGGUCUUCAUAUAAGCACCAUAACACUGUUAAAUUUUUAAUAGGCAUUACUCCACAAGGUUCAAUUUCAUUUCUGUCCCGGGCUUGGGGUGGUAGAGUAAGUGAUAAGUAUAUAACAGAGCAUUGUGGGAUACUGGAAAAGCUCCUUCCUGGCGAUCUGGUUCUAGCCGACCGUGGAUUCGACAUUGCGGAUAGCGUAGGGAUGUAUUGUGCACAAGUAAAUAUUCCGAGUUUCACUAAAGGACGUUCACAACUUUCACCAACAGAUAUCGAAACGACACGCAAAAUUGCUCAUGUUAGAAUACAGGUGGAACGCGUGAUAGGUUUAGUGCGAAAUAAAUACACCAUUCUUCAAGACAAACUUCCAAUAGACUUCUUGAAGAGUGAGACUGGUGAACUUCCAGUCAUUGACAAAAUUGCAUCUGUCUGUUGUGCUCUUGCAAAUUUUAAUGAAUCUGUAGUAGGAUUUAACUGAUGAAUUUUAGAUAAAGGAAAUCGGAUAAUUAAUUUGGAGUCAUUUUAUUAUAAAGGCAAUGCAUAUUCACUGUGCAUGUGUAAAUUAAACAUUAAAAAAGCUUGCCUGUAAAUGAACAUCAGAAUUGUUGUUGAAGUCUAUAUUAUUUUAUUAAUUAUACAUUAAAGCAUUAAAGAAGCUUGCCCGCAGAUGAAAAUAAAAAUUGUUUUCGAGUCCAUAACAAUCUUUUAUUGCUUAUAUAUUAAAGAAGCUUGCCCGCAGAUGAACAUCAAAUUGUCAAGUCCAUGACAUGUUUUAAUUGAUUAUAUAUUAAAGAAGCUUGCCGGCAGAUGAACAUAAAAAUUGUUGUAAAGUCCAAAACAUAUUAGGUUUUGAUUAUAUAUUAAAGAACCUUGCCUGCAGAUGAACAUCAAAUUUGUUGUUGGAGUCUGGUAUAAUUUUUUUUUUACUUUAUACUAAAAACACGUGCCAGCAGAUGUACAUCAUAGUUGUUGUUAAGUCCAUUUGAAUAUUUUCUAACGAUUAUAUAUUAAAGGAGCUUGCCCGCAGAUAAACAUCAUUGUGAAGUCCAUAAAAAAAUUUCUUUAUUGGUUUAUCAUUAAAGGAGCUUACCUGUAGAUGAACAUAGUAGUUGAAUGAUUUUGUUGAUGAAACAUUAAUUAAAGAAGCUUGGCUGCAGAUUAACAUCAUAGUUGAUAAAUUUGGAUAAGAGUGUUUUUAAUUGGAUAUUACAUAUAUACAUGUAUAUAGUUACCACAUGCUAUGUGUAUGCUUUCAAUUGUUAUUAAACUGA